AUGAAGGCUGCCUACACCGCCUAUCGAUGCCUCACCAAAGACCUAGAAGGCUGCGCCAUGAACCCGGAGCUGACAAUGGAAAGUCUGGGCACUUUGCACGGGCCGGCCGGCGGCGGCAGCGGUGGGGGCGGCGGCGGGGGCGGCGGGGGCGGCGGCGGGGGCCCGGGCCAUGAGCAGGAGCUGCUGGCCAGCACCAGCCCUCACCACGCGGGCCGCGGCGCCGCUGGCUCGCUGCGGGGCCCGCCGCCGCCGCCGCUGCCGCCGCCAACGGCGCACCAGGAGCUGGGCACGGCGGCAGCGGCGGCAGCAGCGGCGUCGCGCUCGGCCAUGGUCACUAGCAUGGCCUCGAUCCUGGACGGCGGCGACUACCGGCCCGAGCUCUCCAUCCCGCUCCAUCAUGCCAUGAGCAUGUCCUGCGACUCGUCCCCGCCCGGCAUGGGCAUGAGCAACACCUACACCACGCUGACGCCUCUCCAGCCGCUGCCGCCCAUCUCCACCGUGUCGGACAAGUUCCACCACCCGCACCCGCACCCUCACCACCACCACCACCACCACCACCACCACCACCAGCGCCUGUCGGGCAACGUCAGCGGCAGCUUCACCCUCAUGCGCGACGAGCGAGGGCUCCCGACCAUGAACAACCUCUACAGCCCCUACAAGGAGAUGCCCGGCAUGAGCCAGAGCCUGUCCCCGCUGGCCGCCACGCCGCUGGGCAACGGGCUGGGCGGCCUCCACAACGCGCAGCAGAGCCUGCCCAGCUACGGGCCCCCGGGCCACGACAAAAUGCUCAGCCCCAACUUCGACGCGCACCACACUGCCAUGCUGACCCGCGGUGAGCAACACCUGUCCCGCGGUCUGGGCACCCCGCCCGCGGCCAUGAUGUCUCACCUCAACGGCCUACACCACCCGGGCCACGCUCAGUCCCAUGGGCCGGUGCUGGCGCCUAGCCGUGAGAGGCCACCCUCGUCCUCUUCGGGAUCGCAGGUGGCCACAUCAGGCCAGCUGGAGGAGAUCAACACCAAAGAGGUGGCCCAGCGCAUCACCGCCGAACUGAAGCGCUACAGCAUCCCACAGGCGAUCUUCGCGCAGAGGGUGUUGUGCCGGUCUCAGGGGACUCUCUCCGACCUGCUCCGGAACCCCAAACCGUGGAGUAAACUCAAAUCUGGCAGGGAGACCUUCCGCAGGAUGUGGAAGUGGCUGCAGGAGCCCGAGUUCCAGCGCAUGUCUGCCUUACGCCUGGCAGCGUGCAAACGCAAAGAGCAAGAACCAAACAAAGACAGGAACAAUUCCCAGAAGAAAUCCCGCCUGGUGUUCACCGACCUCCAACGCCGAACACUCUUCGCCAUCUUCAAGGAGAACAAACGCCCAUCCAAGGAGAUGCAGAUCACCAUUUCCCAGCAGCUGGGCCUGGAGCUUACGACCGUCAGCAACUUCUUCAUGAAUGCCCGGCGCCGCAGCCUGGAGAAGUGGCAGGACGAUCUGAGCACAGGGGGCCCCUCGUCCGCCUCCGGCACCUGUACCAAAGCGUGA
Messenger RNA from Globicephala melas (long-finned pilot whale), 1530 nucleotides. RefSeq names its product one cut homeobox 2 (gene ONECUT2). Gene Ontology annotation, molecular function: RNA polymerase II cis-regulatory region sequence-specific DNA binding; DNA-binding transcription factor activity, RNA polymerase II-specific. Gene Ontology annotation, biological process: regulation of transcription by RNA polymerase II. Gene Ontology annotation, cellular component: nucleus. NCBI's taxonomy places the organism in Eukaryota, Metazoa, Chordata, Mammalia, Artiodactyla, Delphinidae. The record is from RefSeq and is a predicted model, not a curated record.